Messenger RNA from Lindgomyces ingoldianus, 2029 nucleotides. RefSeq lists its product as uncharacterized. Gene Ontology annotation, cellular component: cytoplasm. The record is from RefSeq and is a predicted model, not a curated record. Gene Ontology annotation, molecular function: ethanolamine-phosphate cytidylyltransferase activity. Lineage: Eukaryota; Fungi; Ascomycota; Dothideomycetes; Pleosporales; Lindgomycetaceae. Gene Ontology annotation, biological process: phosphatidylethanolamine biosynthetic process. The transcript is spliced from 5 exons. Bases 299 to 1780 code for a protein of 493 amino acids.
GAACGCAGGCUUGCCCGUAGGAUGACGGCCCUCCCCGUCGCCUGGUUGCGCUGCUCUCGUCCACUCCUGCCCAGUGACCCCGCAAAGAGGCGCCCAACGCUGCGACAUCCUGGUCGCCUCUUCUCCACUCACCUGCCAACAUUCACACACGCACAGCUUGUAUGCACCACCACAGCCGGCACGUGCACACAUCGGAACAAGCAACCCCAAGCUGGCCACUGAUUGUCUUUGAUUGCGGCUCGAGCCAACGGCGUCCCUCCUCUCCCUCUCCCUCCCCCUCGUCCCGCCAACGUCAGUCAUGAUCCGCAGACACAGCGCAAAGGGAGAGUGGAUUCCUUCAUCUGGCCAAUGGCCCGUCGAGCCCCAAGACGACGUCCGUGUUUCGAACGACCGCAUCUGGAUCGAUGGCUGCUUUGACUUUAGCCAUCACGGCCAUGCCGGCGCCAUGCUGCAGGCCCGCCAAUUGGGCUCCGAGUUGCUCGUCGGCGUGCAUUCGGACGAGGCCAUCCUCGAGAAUAAGGGCCCGACGGUGAUGCGCCUGGACGAGCGUGUCAUGGCCGUCGAAGCCUGUCGCUGGGCGACCCGCGCCAUACCGAAAGCCCCAUAUGUCACGUCCCUGCCGUGGAUAACGCACUAUGGAUGUCAGUUUGUGGUGCAUGGAGACGACAUCACCUCGGACAGCAACGGCGAAGAUUGCUACCGCUUCGUCAAGGCCGCCGGCCGAUUCAAGGUUGUGAAGCGCACGCCUGGUAUUUCGACGACGGAUCUCGUAGGCCGCAUGCUGUUGUGCACCAAGACGCACUUUAUACACUCCCUGGAGAAUAUGCUGGCAGGGGAGGAAGGUCCCGGUGGUGAAGAGGAGCGCAAGAAGACGGGAGAGGCGAUGCUGCAGCGGAUAAAGGACUAUGCGACCGACUCCUCUGGCCUUGCCCCCGGAUGCGACGUCUGGUAUUGGCAUGCGUCGAGGCCGGCAAAGGAGCGCAGGACCACCCAGAGCUCUAGCUCCGGCGAGAGACGUCUGAGCGCCGGCAACCACUCGAAUCCGCACCACCAUCACCAUUCUCAUCACGCGGUGAAGGAGGAAAAGGGCAAGUUUACUCGGCUGGUCGAGGGGAAGGGUGUUAAGCCCGGUCAAGCAGUGAUAUAUGUCGAUGGAGGCUGGGAUCUGUUCUCCUCGGGACACAUCGAAUUCCUGCGGCUCGUCACGCAGACCGAAGAGGAUGCCGCAAAGGACAGAGGCUGGUACACCGACGAAGCGAAGAAAGAGCGGAUAGAGAAAGCCGGCGAAGACUACGGCCCGGUAUUCCUAGUCGCAGGGAUCCACGACGACGAUGUCAUCAACCACUGGAAAGGCAUCAACUACCCCAUCAUGAACAUCUUCGAACGGGGCUUGUGUGUUCUACAGUGCAAGUAUGUCCACUCAGUAGUCUUCGGAAGCCCCUUCUCCCUCUCCAAAGCCUUCCUCCUGACCCUCCCCUACAACACCCCUGUCGCCGUCUACCACGGCAUCACCUCCUUCAUGCCUCUCACCUACGACCCCUAUGCGCCCGCUAAAUCUCUCAACAUCUACCGCGAAAUCGAAAACCAUGAUUUCCAGAACGUUAAUGCGGGCGAGAUUGUGGAGAGGAUUAUGAAGGGGAGGGCCAUGUAUGAGGAGAGGCAGAGGUUGAAGGGGGAGAAGGGGGUGACCGAGGAGGUGGAGAAGAGGAGGCAGGAGUUGGAGAAGGAGGCGGAGAGGGAUAAGAGGAGGAGGGAAGUUGAAGGACAGUUUGGGCUGUAGUUUCUAUAUUGGGGACUCGGGAAAGGGUUAUGCUUCAACAGCAGAACCACCUCUGGGAGGGGAAAGGAUGAAUUGGAUAGAAUUCUUGCACGGCAGGCAAGCGUGGAGCGCUCCUAUAGCGGUGCAGAAUGUUAGUGGUGAGAUGCGCUGUGUACACGAGAUUACGCCUUCUCAAACUUCUAUACAAAAGCAAACGGUUUAAUACGAAAGACAUUCUCCUCUCGUGUAUCAUACAUAGCUAAAUCACUC